CUCGCCAGUCAUGGGCAAGUCCAAGCGGAGCCGGCGUGAGGAGCGAGCCAACCAGCCGUACCGCAUCAGGCAACGGGUGUACACUGCAGAAGGCGUGGAGAUCGAGAGCACCAUUCCGUCUGCUGAUGUACUUGCCGGGCAGGCGCUCUCAGCUGUUACCGGUGGCCGUGUCCGCUCCUUCCAUGACCAUGCCCCUGCCGACCGGCGGAUGGGCGAGGAUGGCACCGAUCCGACCGAUGCAGGCAUGAGCAUGGAGGUGGUAGCCAUGGACGGCGGUGGCGGGUCGGGAGGCAAGGGCAAGGGCAAGGCAAAGAAGAGCGGGGUGAGGUUGCUCUGACCAUGGAGGAGAUGGCCAGGGCUGAGCGGAUCAGACAGGAUGCUGCCGACCUUGCCGCCGCGGCUGGUAUCGCCGAGGGUGGCAAGGUGGAGGAGGCUGCAGUGUAUCGCAGCGGAUCCAAGGUGACCAAGGGCGCGCUGAUGCACAAGCACCGGUCAGAGUGGAAGCGGGUCCGCGAGGAGAUCGCCGAUCUCCGUGCAGCAUCCAAGCGGCUCGACAAGCACGUGCUUGCAGAGAAGCAGGCCAAGAAGAACAUCGCCCGCAAGAUCAAGGAGAUGUCCAAGGAGGUGAAGGAGCGUCACGCGGCCGAGAUGGCGGCAUGGGAGGCAGCUGCCAAGGAGCUUGGCGUCAAGCCGGUCAACUACGAGCCUGGUAUGCUUAGCACCGCCGGAGCGAGCACGUCGACUGCAGGCGGCUCGGGCAUGGACAUUGUGCCGAUGGACGGCGAGCAGGACGUCGGCCCGUCGGCCGCAAACGGCACUGUCUCGCUCUUUGCGCUUGGCGGGCGGGUUGAGACCUCGCGCGGGGCGCCGAUCCCGCCUGCUGUGGCGGGGGGGAAGAAGAAGAAGAAGAAGCGUGGCAAGUGGGCGGCGCUGGUGGUCGACUUUUAGGGAGCAGCAGCAGGAGCUGACUAGGCCGCGAUCUGGCGAAGGCGCUUGCGGAGGCGGGCCUUGAUCCACUCGCGGUCGUGCGGGACGUACUGGCCCGUGGCGGACGAGGCCACGAGGCACGAGAUGUCACCGAGCUGAUCGAUAAAGUUGAGCAGGUCCGAGA
This is a messenger RNA of Thecamonas trahens ATCC 50062, 1111 nucleotides long. RefSeq lists its product as uncharacterized. The transcript has a single exon. The record is from RefSeq and is a predicted model, not a curated record. The coding region runs from base 340 to 948 and encodes 202 amino acids. NCBI's taxonomy places the organism in Eukaryota, Apusomonadida, Apusomonadidae.